UUUGACCUUUCAUUUCUUAUGAAAUUCUGACAUCGCCUUAAAUAAAGAAAAAAAAUUACGAGCAAAACUCAAAGCCUGUAAUAUGGAAAAAGAUUGCGAAUUGAAGCUCGGACCACCCGAGCGGUCGCAAAGAAUUGACGUUAUAAUUGUGGGAGCGGGCAUAUCAGGAUUGGUGACAGCUUAUAGGCUUUUAGAAAAGGAACCCUCUUUACAAAUAAGAAUAUUGGAGGCCAGUGAUACUAUCGGUGGCAAUUUGCAGCAAAUACCUCAGGGUGAAAUCGGUGCCAAAUGGUUCGAAGAGUCGCAAGCUCAUGUUUAUCAAUUGCUGCAACGUAUGGAAAUACCAAUACAGCAGCGUUCUGUUGUGGAUGCAGCAUUGCCACGUUGUUGGGAACUCGAUCAAACUGUAUCCUCAAAUUUGGCAAAAUAUGAGUUACAACGUUAUAUAAACGAAUUACAAAUAAAAGCACCUUUCUUUAGGCCGGGACGAUUCAGUAUUCGAAAAAACUCAACAAAAAUGGAUAAACAUAUAAACAACCGAUUAUUUUUCAAUGAGUCGCGAAAGUUUAUGAACAAUUUAGUGGAGUUGGUUUGUGGUUCGAAAGCCGCCGAUAUUACUUACAAAGAAUUUAUGAGCCUUUGCUAUGGCUGCGGAAGCUUACAAAACAUAAUUAAUAUUUACUUGGAGUGUCCGAACACUUUACUGGAGUUCGAUAGUGCUCAUCUCCUCAGUGCGCUUACACAGAGAUUGCAAGGCACUGAAUUUCUAGUCUCGCGACAAGUGAAAGCUAUUUGCCAUUAUAAAGACUAUAUUGAAGUGCAUGAUUCAACGCAGAAAAUACACACAACGGAUGUGCUCAUUUUGGCAAUACCAUUGAAUUCUCUCCAACAGAUCAACUUCUCACCGCCAGUACCCGUGGAGUUGCGCAAAGUAAUGAACAAUAAACUGAAGUUGCGCUUAAUGUUAACAAGCUUUAUAGCUGGCUACGGCGAUGCUCAUUGGCGGAAUGCUGGCUAUUCGGGCAGUUUCCUUAAGAACGACCCAUUUAUAGUGGGUUACGAGUACCGACCCAAUGUUUAUGGCGGCAUGAUGAUACAUGAUAGCGGUUCUGAAUCGUUGGUACGUUCGAUUGCGCUAAAAGCAUUUGCAGAAAAUUAUGGUGAAGCUAUGGAAACACCGCACAGCUAUAACCAACAUACUUUCGAGUUGAGCUCAUUAGCACAUAUGCCACUCACGACACCGUGGCAUCGUAUUAUAUGGUCAUCAUCGGCCGCUGCCUCCACAUGCUAUCGCGGCUUCUUAGGCGGUGCGGUGCAAAGUGGAUUGCGUGCGGCAUUGAACGCUUUACUAUUGGUGCGACCACAAGUGGUGUCAUGGACCGAUGUGGCCGAUGUACAUUGUCAAAAUUGUCCGAAUAUUAAAGACGUGGGCGCAAUGCAAUUAUGGAUGAGUGGACUAAACCUGUAUAAUGUGGGCUAUUAUACCCUUUACGUUUCGAGUGUCCUUCUAGCACUACAGUUCGCAUUUAAGAAAUUUGGUUGAGACACAUGAACACCUGGUGUAUAAAUAUUUUGAAUAUAAAUGAAUAUACCUACGAAUAUGGAUGUGAAUAUACUAUUGUACCUCUAUU
This is a messenger RNA of Bactrocera neohumeralis, 1631 nucleotides long. It is a transcript of the gene shps, whose product is annotated as amine oxidase [flavin-containing] B. The transcript is spliced from 3 exons. The record is from RefSeq and is a predicted model, not a curated record. Gene Ontology annotation, molecular function: oxidoreductase activity. NCBI's taxonomy places the organism in Eukaryota, Metazoa, Arthropoda, Insecta, Diptera, Tephritidae. The coding region runs from base 83 to 1543 and encodes 486 amino acids.